AACCUCGGUGUUUGAGUCUCACCCCGCCCUACCGGGACCGACAGCAGCUGCUUACUAACAUCCUCCCCACCCACCCCCAGAAGCCCCGCCGGGGACGCGGACAUGCCGAACCACAGCAGAACUGCCGCCUCCUCUCGUCCGUUUCCAGCGUCUUAAACAGACCUCCCCCAGCAGCUCACCGGCACCUGGCUGCGAGCGGACCGCGCGGAAGGGCGACAGAUGAUGACGGUUCUGGUUUUAGAGUGGGUUCCCACGGACUCCGUUAGCUGCUGGAAAUAAGAAGAAAAACGACUCCUGAACAGGUUGCUGCUGAGAUAUUCUUCAGUCUGAAAGCCUUUGGAGAAAAGCCAAGGAUGCUGUCCAUCCGAUGGUGACUUCUACAGGGUUUGAUGGAGAGCUGGUCGAAUGUCAGCGGGAACGAUCGUCAUAACCGGAGGAAUUCUUGCUGGAGUGAUACUGCUGUGCAUCGUAGCAGUCCUCUGUUACUGUAGACUCCAGUAUUUCUGCUGUAAGAAGAAUGAAUCGGAGGUGGACGUGGCCUCGGAGGCCGGAGCUGACCCUCUCUCUCACUUCCCCUGCAACGCCUGCAACGCUCUGGCCAUGGACGGCACCGCCAUCAGCCCGGUCUCUCUGGAUCAGCUGGACACGGGCUCCCAUCACAAACCUUGCCCCACCUGUUCACCCUACCCCCUCCGCUCUGGACUCGCCGACGGCGUGCGUAACGGAGGGGAGCGGCUGGGCUUCCACACCUACUACGAAAACCCGUCUGUUUCUCUUCCCCGAGCCGACAACCGGCAAGACUCCUCCCCUUUGAGCUGCUACAACUCCACGGACAUGUUCCUUCCCCCGCCUCGCCCCUACAGCACCGACGUCUGACCUCACCUCAGAUUCCUUUUGAACAAACGGCAUUCAGGUGGUUUAUUAGAAUACAGCACAAUCACACGUCCACCUACGUAACUGCUCACUCUGUUAGUCGCUUACCCACGCUCAUUCAUUCAUGGAAGUGACCCACAGUCUCAGCCCACUCCUUCAGCUCUCAUGAGGGCAACAAAUCCACCCAGCAGCCCACUGCAGCUGCAUCAUGAAGAGCGUUUGAUCUGCCAGGGAUGAUGCACAAUCCUCCCCAUGCUUCAGUUUGGAUGACACAGGGCUAAGUCACCCCGGUGCUGAUGUGGUUUUAGCGAUUUCAGUGCAGGCAUGAAAAUAAGAGCGAUUAAUGAUGACACUCAAAAGCUACGUUUAAAGUAAUAACAUACAAAUCAAAUCCAGGGAUUGUUUAAGGUGAUUUAAACCUGAAAUAUGUGAAGAAAUCCUCAAAUCCAGCAAGUAUCGUUGGAUCAGUCAGCUCAAAGCUUGCAGGAAUCUUAGUGGAGAACUCUAGUUUUGAGCCCCGUAACUCUUCUUAUUGAGGAUCAGAUCAGUUUAAGUAUGAUCUGAACAUAAAGAAGUUCAAUCAUUUGGAUGUGAUUCUGGAUUUGAUGCAUUUAUUCAUCUUCUUAUCUAUGAAGAUCAGGAGUAGCCACGGAAAUCCCAGACGUUUGGUUUCAGUUUAAUACAAUUUUGUGUUUUUCAAAUUUACGUUAACCCACCUGACAUGGGAAGUCAGGUCUGACGUUGGACUUGUUUCACCAUGAGGACUUCCCUCUCUGUCAUCGUUGCUUUCGUUUUUUAAAGCGAGACUGCCGUAAACCCCCCCUCCACCCCCACCCUUACAACACGAGGGCUAAUGUUUUUUCUAUCAGGACUUCUUUACCACUAGCAGGAUUUUUGCCCAGAGGGGAAAGUCAAAGGGAAAACCUCCAUCAGUUCUGAGUUUUAUUUUGAAAGUCUGUGUAGUAAACAGUAAAGAAAUGAGUUACCUGUACGGAUCCGAGUUUGUUUUGGGUUUUAAAUGUUAAAGAUUUUGUUAGUUUUUAAACUAAAUCAGAAAAAUGGAUUAUGUGUGGUAGUGAGCUGGUUCAGAAGAAAGAAUCUUUUCCGCUACGUUCAGUGAAGAAAUCCUGUGUUGCUUGCCUCAAUUUAUACAUUUAAGAGGUUUUGUGAAAGAUGUCAAGAUUGAAGUAUAAUUUUUCUUCUCUAGUUUUAUUCUUUUGUGUUUUUGACAGGAUUACUGUUAAAAAUGUACAUUUACAAACUCACAGUAGAAUAGUCGACAUAAAAGUAUGUUUAAAUAUAUAUAUAUUAUUAAUGCUGGUCUCAGACUAAAUAUUGGAAAUACCGUAUUUAUUAUGUCACAUUGUUUCCACAGAGUUUCAUCAUGCAAUUCUGUUGAGGAUACAGUGUUAGAUCAUCUUUAUAAAGUGCUUUUAUUUCUUUUUUUUUUUUAUUUAUUGUUCACAGACAGUAGCUCUUAUGCAAAAUAUUCUCCUCUGUUGUCUGGAAGAGUUUAUUUUUGUUUUUGCACCACUUCUGCGUUUUAGUUUUAGGUUUUUAUUCGCUUUUACUGCUUUGAAAUGAUUUUGGUCCACCCUGAUUUGAAGAGAAAAUCCAGCACAUUUCACAAAAUGUUGUUUUUUAUUUGUUGAAUAGGAAUAAAUGUUUCUGUUUCUUCCUGG
Molecule: messenger RNA, 2555 nt
Organism: Nothobranchius furzeri (turquoise killifish)
Lineage: Eukaryota; Metazoa; Chordata; Actinopteri; Cyprinodontiformes; Nothobranchiidae
Source: RefSeq, a predicted model, not a curated record